AUCCAGAUCGUGGCAUAGGGACUGUUAUCUACAAUGAAAUGGGUUACAUUAUUGGCUGUGGUUAUAAUGGAUAUGUGACAGGUGCAACCUAUGGAAAUUUUCCUCGUGAGGGACGAGGUACUGCAGCAAAAAAAACCUCUCUUGUACAUGCUGAAGCAAAUGCACUUCUUUUAAGAUCUCAGAAAGAUCUGGAUAAAGCAGUCCUUUAUUCAUCAAAAAAACCAUGUGUGAGCUGCCAGCUGUUAAUAGAGGCAAAAGGGAUUACAAAAGUGAUUUCCAUAGAUGAUACAAACGAACGAGACACAGCUUAUACACUUGUUUUGUGGAAACCGAGUGCUGAUGCCCAAGUGACAACAGGCAGCAGCACACCAGCCACCAGCAGCAGCACACCAGAUUCCAGCAGCAGCACACCAGAUUCCAGCAGCAGCACACCAGCCACCAGCAGCAUAGGUCAUUCACGUCUGCGAGAGAAAGAUGACCUCUGCAUGUUGCUAGCACUGUACAUGGAGUAUUCUACAGACUGUGAGGAACCAGCAAAAGCAGAAGAUCUGAAGUAUUGUAAAAGUGGAAUUGUCAUAUGUGAACCAAAUAAACCAAAGUGGAUUGUUACAAUCGACUGUUCCAGAAAAAAACUCCAUGCCGUGCAACAAGCACUCUUGAAUUUACCCAGUGCAGUGAAAGGAUGUGAAGUGUUCCUGUCAAAGAAACCCUGCAGCACCUGCGCCAAAUUAUUAAUACAAGGGCAAGUUUCAAGAGUAUGUUACUGGCCAGAUAUGGAGCUUCCCUCAGAAAACAACACAAAUGAAGAACAGGUUGCUGAGUCAGAUGCUGUUGAAGUUGGUCUGUUGUUUAGCAAAAGUUGUGUUACUGCAGAGAUAUAUAUACCACUGAUGGACUUUAACGAAGUGCAUCAAAAUAUUUUAAAUAUUUCCAAAUCAACAGCGAGGCCUGACAUAAAACUCAGAACAGUUUUACAGGCAAGAAACAGAGGGAAGCUGCUAAAUGUUGAAAACAUCACUGGGGACUCCAAAAAGAAAUUAAUAAAGCAAAUCAAUAAUACAGAAAAGUGUAUGCAGGCACUUCUUGGUAAUUUUCAAGAGACAUCUGUUGGCAUUAAUCAUAAUGAGGAUUCAAAUGACAAGAAGCAACAGAAGUACAUACAUGCCCUAAACAUGUGCUACCUAAUGGCAGCCCGUACAGAGUGUCCUAAUGGAACAGGGACUUUAAUUUACAAGAACCAACACAUUGUUGCUGCAGGAUACAAUGGAUUUCCAAAAGGCACAAGUAUAUUUUCUCAGACUGAUAAUGAUCAUGGAGAAAUCGCUGCUGAAGCAAACGCACUCUUACUUGGUUCUCCAGAGGACAUGGAAGGAGCUAUCAUGUUCACUACAACAUUCCCAUGUGAAACGAGCAUCCCCUUGAUUAAAGGGAAAAAAAUAAAGGAAGUAGUGUGCUCAGAUCAAAGUGAUAUGACGGAUAAACAUUUCCUGAAAGAAAUUGAACUAACUCAGUGGAAACAACGUGAUCCUAAAGACAUUGAAAAGGAUAAGACUGUAAACCCCUGCUAAUCUCUAAAUAGUAAUUUAGAGAGGUGUUGAUGCCUAUAGUUCAGAUUAUUUUUUUCAAAUGUACAAUUAUAAUUGCUUCCUCAUCUGUAGAAUUCAAAUGGUAAAUCAAGUUUGUUUAUGUAAAGUCUUACAGAACACCCUGCAGUGUUUAUGAGAAAUGCAUUCAUUUAUGUUUCCUGCAUCUUGUGUUGUCCUUACCGUCAUGUUAUAUUUUUCAACAUGAUUUUGAUUGCUUUGAUAUUUUUAUUUACACAUUAUGGUGUCAAAAAAUGCGAUGGACCUUUACUGAAGAGCAUUCCCCAAGGGAAAGAUCAUUUUUCUUAUUAACAUAAAAGUGUAUCCAAAUCAAGCACCCUCCUACAACAAUGCUGAUACUGUACUCUUGAUUAAAAUAAAUGGCUUGAGGAAACAGAAAAAAAGAGCAUUGUUGAAGGGGGUAACCGGUUCUGGAUGGGGCAGGCAGUGGAGGGGGCAGGCCAGUGCCAGUUUGGUUCAAUUUACAUCGUUCCAUGGGUCAAAAUGGGUCAAAAUUCCAGAGACAAAUUGAAGAAGCAUUGUCUUAGUGAGCCAGAAAUAGACUUCCUUAUCUCCUGUAAUCCUGUUCCAUAUCUCGUGUUAAGAAAGACUUCUCAAAACAUCAUAACAGAUAACGUUAGGGCCAAUAAAACUAGCAAAAAAUAAAUAAAAUACAAUAAAUGCCAACCAGCGAAAGGGCACAGAGCUACAGUAUGUCAGUGCUUCCCCACGAUUGUCCAAAGUACAUUCUCAGGAGUUUCACAACAGAUCUCUGAAUAAACUUUUAAAAAGGUGAAUCUGUUUAAACUGUGCAUUUCUUAUCAAUAUAAAUUACAAAUACAAUAUUUAGUCGAGAUAUACAGGCCUUCACUGUUGCUGAUAAACCUCUGAAGUCUCAGCAACAAGCUCUGUUUAACUCCAUCAAUAAUAGUAUUAGUAUUAGCUUUUUUUUUUUGAAAAUCAGAUUGGUUUUACUAGACAUAUUCUGUUUUAACUUGAAAUUCAUAUUACAGUGAAGCUAAAGGUCACAUUGCUGAGUGAGGAGGGUAACUGUAUAAAAAACAUAUUAAUAGUACAUAGUUCAAAAAAUAAACUUAAAUUAGAUUAGUAGUAAUGAUAGUCUAUUGGCACAACUUUUGCACAACACAACACAUUAACAAAACUCUGUUCAAAGGACAAGUAGAAUGAUCCAGUUACAUCUGUUGUAAUCCUGGGUGCGCUACGAUUAGGCAAGUACAUUUGGAAUGUUUCUGUAAUAUUCUAAAAUCUUACAAAGUUGUUGUAAACACCCUUUUUAAUGCAUUGCACAUUUAUAGUACAGUACAGUUGCUUUGAUGCAUUACAUCCAAAAUAUUAGGCUAGAGCAGGGGGUGGGCAAUUCCGGUCCUGGAGGCCCGGUGUCCUGACUGGUGUUUGUUCCAACUGACCAAUCAAGCUUCUAAUAAGCACUUAAUUGGUCCAAUUAAGUAAUUUAGGGUACAGUUGAAACAAAAAGCAGGAGGGACACCAGCCCUCCAGUACCGGAAUUGCCCACCCUUGGGCUAGAGUAUACUUAAUUACCAUAAAAUGACACCUACUGGUGUGGCACUUUAAAGUUUGAUGUAAAUCCAUAUUAAUGACAAUGGCACAUAAGAGACAUUUUCUCUGUUUAGUGAAUUUAAAAUGUUUUUUUUCAAUUGACUUGCCCCAUGAUUUGUGAAUAAAAUAUCAAAACAAUCAGAAUCAUGGUGAAAAAUAUAUGGGGAUACAACAAAGGUUUGUAAACACUGAAGGGAGUUCUGUAACACUUUUAAAGAGCUUUUAAAACUUGUGUGUUGUCUUUAUGUUUUCCAGUUUUUAAACUAAACAAUUUAUAGUUUUAUUCUGAUUACUGUACAACAUAAAUCCCUACAAGUAAUAAGCUGCUGUUAUUUUUAAAUUUCCAAAUGAAAUGAAAACAAUACGUGAACGGGCAUGGAAUACAACGCAGUAGUAUAUAGAGGGAGUCUGAGAGAAAAAAUGACACCAAAGUUUGGUGCUUCUUUCAUUUGUUUGGUGUGCAAGGUAAUCAAACAUGCAAUCUUCAGGUGUGAAAAUGUUAUUGAAAACAAGCGGAUCAUGCUUGAAAACCCACAAAUGUUACAUUUAUGUGUGUGUGUUUGAGGUUCUAAAUUUAAGAAUGUUUAAUACUGUAUUUAAAUUAAAACAAACAGAUGUGUGAUUUAUGAUUGAAAACCUGAAUGCAUUUAAAACCUUUUUUCUUGUUAAUUAGUAAGUUUUAGUAUUUGAUAUUUACUCAGCAUAAGUUCCUAAGCUUUCAAAAACCAUGCCCUAAGCAUGCAAAAUAGUACAACACUAACUGUAAACCAAUGUGGUUUUAUUAAUUUGACAUACACAUACACUGUACAUACAGUACAGUAUAGGAAAUCAGAUUGAUUGUAUUGUUUGCACAAGUGGUUUUAUAUGUCUGGUUUUUCAGGAAAUAUUGAUUGUGGUGUUUGUUAUAUUUUAAGCACAUUAUAUUUAGAAAAUAUAUUUUCAUACAAUUUAGUUAAAUUAUAUUAUUUACAAUCUUUCCAAAUAAUGCAAGAAAGUUCCUUACUAAAUUGGACAGUUUUUAUGUGUAAUUGCCUUUAUGACUUAUAACAUGUACAACCUUUUAUUUUCAUAUCCAUCAGGAAGGGUAAGAAUAGUGAUUUAAAUGAGGUUUUCUAAUGCUAUCACAGAGAUGGAAAUAAGACUCCCAUUGCGUAGCAGUUUGAGACAUUCCUGGUUUAAUGACACACCUGAGCUUGGUACCAAUACACUGUGACUACUCAAGUUUAUGGUAAAACCUGGAAUGGAUAAAAGUGCUAUGUAAUAGGAGUCUUAUUUCCAUCCCUGCUAUCAUACUGUAUUCAAACACUACAAGACAACACUAUUUAUGAUCAAUUUGAAACUGUUCUUUAAGGUCAAAUUAUGGAACUGAACUUUUAAUCUACUGUUUUCCAAUAAAUUCAUUUGAUUUUGUUUUAUUAUUCAUUAUUAUUUUAUUAUCAGCAGUUAACGUGUGCCAUUAAUGGAUGCACCAAUUUUUACUGCCUUGUGUUCUCAUAUACUUGCUUUUGGGCAGCAGUGUGGAGUAGUGGUUAGGGCUCUGGACUCUUGACCGGAGGGUCGUGGGUUCAAUCCCAGGUGGGGGACGCUGCUGCCGUACCCUUUACCCAGAUUGCUUGGAAAAACCCAACUGUAUAAAUGGGUAAUUAUAUGUAAAAAUAAUGUGAUAUCUUGUAACAAUUGUAAGUCGCCCUGGAUAAGAGUGUCUGCUAAGAAAUAAAUAAAUAAAUAAUUUACAUGUCAACUGUUUAUAAUCAUGUAAUUUUUAAAUUCUCAAUAAAAAUCUAUAGAAUAAAAU
Messenger RNA from Acipenser ruthenus (sterlet), 4956 nucleotides. RefSeq names its product cytidine and dCMP deaminase domain-containing protein 1-like. Lineage: Eukaryota; Metazoa; Chordata; Actinopteri; Acipenseriformes; Acipenseridae. The record is from RefSeq and is a predicted model, not a curated record. Gene Ontology annotation, molecular function: hydrolase activity; zinc ion binding. The transcript is spliced from 12 exons. Bases 39 to 1568 code for a protein of 509 amino acids.